Neltuma alba is the source of this 1510-nucleotide messenger RNA. RefSeq names its product mRNA-decapping enzyme subunit 2. Lineage: Eukaryota; Viridiplantae; Streptophyta; Magnoliopsida; Fabales; Fabaceae. Gene Ontology annotation, molecular function: RNA binding; 5'-(N(7)-methylguanosine 5'-triphospho)-[mRNA] hydrolase activity; manganese ion binding. The record is from RefSeq and is a predicted model, not a curated record. Gene Ontology annotation, biological process: deadenylation-dependent decapping of nuclear-transcribed mRNA; nuclear-transcribed mRNA catabolic process, nonsense-mediated decay. Bases 104 to 1069 code for a protein of 321 amino acids. The transcript is spliced from 9 exons. Gene Ontology annotation, cellular component: cytoplasm.
CUUUUCGAACAUUCCCGGCUCAGUCAGUGAUUUCAAUCUUCGACCAUGCUGUUUUAAUUUUUGCUGCUCUGCUUUUAGGGUUCGAAUUCGACGCUCGGAAGCCAUGUCAAAUCUUCCCCGCACCUCGAGUGCUCCAUCCAAGAACGGUCUUCCACCUCAGGAACUUCUCGACGAUCUCUGCAGUCGAUUUGUGUUAAAUGUGCCAAAGGAAGACCUCCAAUCAUUUGAAAGGAUCUUGUUUCUUGUGGAGUAUGCGCAUUGGUUUUAUGAAGAUAAUUCUGUUGAAAAUAAUCCAUCUCUGAAGUCAUUCAACCUCAAGGAGUUUACUUCUUUAUUGUUUAAUAGUUGUGAUGUUUUGAAGCCUUAUGUGGCUCAUAUAGAUGAUAUAUUCAAGGACUUUACUUCGUACAAGGUUCGAGUUCCAGUUACCGGUGCAAUAAUUCUAGAUGAAACCUUUGAAAGGUGCUUGCUAGUGAAAGGAUGGAAAGGUUCAAGCUGGAGUUUUCCUCGGGGCAAAAAGAGCAAAGAUGAAGAAGAUCAUGCAUGUGCCAUUAGGGAAGUCAUGGAAGAAACUGGUUUUGAUGUUUCAAAACUUCUUAAAAAGGAAGAGCACAUUGAAGUUAUUUUUGGACAACAAAGAGUGCGGCUUUAUAUCAUUGCUGGCGUGAAGGAUGAUACACCUUUUGCUCCACUUACUAAAAAAGAGAUCAGUGAAAUUGCAUGGCAUCGGCUUGAUGAACUUCAGCCAGCAAGUGGUGAAGUGAUUUCUCGUGGGAUCACUGGCCUCAAGCUUUACAUGGUAGCCCCAUUCCUUAGAUCAUUGAACACUUGGAUUUCAGAACAUCCACCUCCAAUACCUCCAAGGCCUGAUUUGCCCCUUAAAGGAAUUUGUAUUUGGAAGGCGAAGAACAGUUCUACUGGAAGUAGCUCAAUGACAAUGGACAGCCAACCAGUAAUGCCUGAGUCUGAUUCUCAUUCUCUGGACACGGGCCCUGGCAAGAGCUUUAGGAACUUCAGAUUUGAUACUGGUCCAAUCUUGCGAGCAAUGGAAGCUGGCUUUUCUUCCUGAAGGUCCGGACCGUAAACCUAACUGUAAAGUUCACAUAACCGAUUGAUUUUCACCUUUUCACUUGUAUGUCAGGUUGAUAUUAAUGACUCUUCAUCCGGAUUAGGUAGCUGUACAUGAUGUAUCUCAACUUUGUUUGGUCGGAGUAAUAUGUACAUUAUGUACAGGAAGCCUGGUGUAAGUAGUUUGCGCUGUUAGGUUACAAUUGUCUGUAGAACCGGUAAAGGUGUACAAGUCAAAUCUUCUUCCCCUUGUUAGCACUUCUUUAAACAUGAGGAGGCCAAGUGAAACUGAGAAAUUAUGGACGUGCUUUUUUUCUUAAAGUUUAGUACACUUUUGUAAUAUUUUGCUAGUCGACUAUUGGCUACUGCACAUCAUCUGUGUGUUUCGUUGAUGUGAUCGCCAACUUCACUAGCCUGUAAUCACAUUGUCAUGGUUUGCAGC